Sipha flava (yellow sugarcane aphid) is the source of this 2283-nucleotide messenger RNA. RefSeq names its product integrator complex subunit 13 (gene asun). Gene Ontology annotation, biological process: regulation of mitotic cell cycle; centrosome localization. The transcript has 2 exons. Lineage: Eukaryota; Metazoa; Arthropoda; Insecta; Hemiptera; Aphididae. Bases 198 to 2231 code for a protein of 677 amino acids. Gene Ontology annotation, cellular component: integrator complex. The record is from RefSeq and is a predicted model, not a curated record.
GCAAUUAUCAAACACGAAGAAAUUUUCUAUGGAACGCGAAAUGGCCCAUUGAAGUCCGUUGUGAUCGAAUAUGAGAAUAAUAUUGUUGAAAUAAUAAAAUUGUAUUUGCUGUUCGUCGGCCAUGUGUCUCCAUUUUUUUUUUUUAGAUUAGAGAACGAUCGUUUUCGGGUACAAUACUGACCUGGUCUGCGGUGAAAAUGAGUCUUACAGACCAAUUGUUUCCGGUCAAUCACAAAACUACGUUUGUGGUGGACCACACGCCUUAUUUUGGACUAGCCAGUAAUGCGCAUAUCAAAAUGGAUUUCACCAAACGGCCUCCCAACACUGUGCCGCCAUCGCCCAUAUUCAAGUCCAUGUGGACGUGCAGCAUCGAAGCUGUACUUGAGUAUUGCCGCAUCGUCUGGGAUUUGUUUCCUGAGGGCAAGCUUAUACGUGUCAUCAGCAGCGAUUCACAGUCUCGCAUCCUUAACAGUUGGGCGUCUAGUCAACAGAAUGUUAACCAUAUGCUCCAUCAUUUGUCGCUCAUUGGGCCACCUGCCAAACUUCUGCCAAAUCCAAAUAGAGACUACAGUGUUGUGUACGGUUUUCGCACUGCUGCAGAAACUAUGACUGAAUGUACUACAGCUCAGAUGGAUCAGGAUUCCAAAAAGAAUAACAUUGAAGUUCAAAACAAGUGCAGAACAAUAAUCAUUACGUCAGCUAGAGACAACCCAUCAAUUGACAAUCUUAUGUCUAUGUUUCAUAAUGAACUGAUCAAAGUCAAUAAAUAUAUAUCACAACCAAGUUUCAAAACUGUUCAUCAAUGUCAUUUGGUUAUCGUCAAUACAUAUCCAGAUUCUAUAACUUGUGAAGUUACUGAUCGUCCGAUUCAUACUAUAUCACCAAUUCUAGAUUUAGAAGUGCAUUCAGUUCCAGCAUCAAAGAUUGGUAUUAAAAUAUCUAAUCUUUUACUAAAACAUUAUAAUCUAGCUAGUACAACAGUUACUGGAAUUCCAAUGAAAGAAGAACAAAAUGCAAGUUCAUCUGCAAAUUAUGAUGUAGAAAUAUAUCAUGCUGCCACGGCACAUACAACAAUUUUAAAUGCAAACGUAGCUGAUGCUAAAGCAGUGGUUGCGAAAAAAGAAGGAGCUGAUUACGAGACAAUUAAAUUAAAAUGGUGUACACCAAGGGCAAAUAAUAACUUGCCAGAUAUUCAUAGUUGUACAACAUUACAUAGAAUUACUCCAGUUGAUAUAAAUAGCCGACCUAGUGCAUGUUUGAUAACAUUUUUACUGAAUGGUCGAUCUGUUUUACUUGAAAUGAUUAAACAAGGUGGUGGCAAAAGCAUGUCGCAUGUCUUAAAAUCUUAUAAUGGUGAAAUUUACAUCCAUUCUGUAUCAUCAGGCCGUACAGUUCUCGAAGAUCCUCCAGCGAUUAGUGAAGGGCCAGGAGGUAAAGUAUCUCAGUACAGAGUAGCAGAUUUUGGUAAUUUUAUGAAAUUAAAUUUACUACAACCAUCAAAAAGAAAAACAACUGAAGAUAAAAACUGUAUUGAUGAUGCAAAAGAAAAAUUGAAAAAGCAAACAGCUUAUUGGCCACUUAUAACUUCAUCUACUAUGAUAUUUAACUUGAAACAGUACACAGAACCAAUGUUGUCUUUAAUGGUUAAAGAUAAUAUUACUGAUCAAGAAUUAAUGAAUUGCAAACAAUGCAUUUAUGCUUUAAUGACAGCUGAAUCAAAGAAUGAACACCUUAUUAUACCCAACUUGAUAAACCCACGGAAAAUGAUGAAAAAGGAUGACCAGUAUAAAACUAUGUGGACAGAGUUAGAAACAUUCUUGAAAUCAAACUUAUACACAGAGAAUCACUGUAAGGUGUUACAAUGUUUAUUUGAGUGUCUUGGUAAACCUGACGAAGAGAAAAUCAUUGAAAAAACUUUAACGCGCUUCAAGAAAUCUUUAGCCAACCGACCAAGUGUAAUACGUGCUACCACCGAUUCACCAAUGUCUCCCCCUUUAACUCAACAGGCAGGAAUAAAACAUAUAGCACAAAAUAACAAUUCUGAUAUUGAUCCAAAUAGUGUGAUGUAUUUACAAAUUAUUCAAGAAAAUGACAGUCGUAAAGUCAACAACCAACCCUCACGACCUCAGUUUGCUGGCAGAUUAAAAUCUGUUCAAUUAAGAAGUGGCAAUUUAUUUGCUAAACUCUACCAACAUAUAGAUGAUGAUACUGAUGCUAAGAGUGUUAAAUAACAUUUUAAAUGAUUAUUGAAUUCUAUUUAAUUUUGGUCUUCUGUGUAAUUUA